Molecule: messenger RNA, 2462 nt
Organism: Agelaius phoeniceus (red-winged blackbird)
Lineage: Eukaryota; Metazoa; Chordata; Aves; Passeriformes; Icteridae
Product: inositol 1,4,5-trisphosphate receptor-interacting protein-like 1
Cellular component (GO): membrane
Source: RefSeq, a predicted model, not a curated record
GAGGCCACGCACAGGAGAAUGAAGGAGCGUCAGGAGCUGCUGGACCAUGAGAUGGCUCGGCUGCUGCAGGAGCUGGAGCAGCAGGACAAGGGCUGGGGGGCCGUGCUCUUGGGUGCCCUGCAGCAGUGGCCAUUUUGGGUCCUUGCUGGAGGUGUGCUCCUCUUGGGCCUGUGGUUUAGCUGCAGGAGAAGGAGCUGUGAGGCCAGCAGCAGUGGCAAGGACCAGAACUCCUGCAAGACCUUGGGAGAUGACAGAGGAAGACAACUGGAAGAAGACAGCUAUGAUUCAGAAGAAGAUGGAAAAAGCACUGAUGUGACUGUGGAGGCAGUCAACGGCAGCGGUGGAAAGGACAGAGACCUACACAAAGAAAAUGAAGGAGGAAGGAAGGAUGUACAGGUGGAGGAAGACAAGGAUGCUGGAAAGGAAGAAGAAGGAGAAGGAAAUGAAGAGAAAACCAUUGGUGGGAACAUGAAGGCGGGCAACAAUGAUGACGUAAAUGAAGGUGAAGACAGCGUGAAUGGACCUGGACAAUACACAGAUGUCACGGUGCAGGAAAGCAGUGAUGCCAAUGAACAGAGAAGCAGGGAUUGCACUGCGCAGGGAGAUAGCAGAGAUCAUGGGAAUGAAGCAGGCCAUAGUGGUGUUGCUGCAAGUGAGGAAGAAAAUAAGGAAGAUAUAGAAGAUGGCAGUGAUAGAAACAAGGAUGAAGAACAGGAUGAUGUGAAUGUGGAGGCAAACAAGAAGGAGGAUAGAAAAGAAGACAAACAAGGUAAUGUGCCUGUCCGUGAAAAAGAAGACAGUGAUGGUGGCAAGGAAGAAAGUGGCAGUGGUGGAAUGGAAGACAGUGAAAAGCCCGGAGAUGCUGGGAAUGAGCAAGGCAUCCUUUUAGUGGACCGCAUAGAGUGGCCUGUGGAGGAUCUGGAGAGAGACUGCUCAGUGAUAGCUGAGCUGAUGGACAGCUUGACGCAUGUCUUUGUGGACAGCGUGAGCAAUAGCUUCUACCCAGUGCCUCAAGAAGCCAUCGGGGUGGGCAGUGCCUUUGAGGGUUGGAGUCCCCGGGACUGGGAUGGCGUGUACCGUGUGCUGGUCCCGCUGAAUGCCCCACCAGGGCACGCCUUCCAGCUGGAGCUGAACAGUGCAGGGCAGGUGGCAGCAAGGACCUUCAGCGUCCGUGUGGAGCUGGUGUGCACGUGCGAGAAGGAGCAGCUGGGAGAGGAGCCGUUGUGCUUCCUGCACCACUCGCGGAUGGAGCUGUGGCGGAAGCAGAAGCGCAGCCUCCUAGGGACACUCUGCACCAGCUCCUACCUGGACGUGGGAAAAACCUCCCACUGGUUCUGCCAGUUGGUGAGAGGCUCGUGGCUGCAAGUGCCUCAGUGGCACUCAUGGCACUUGGUGCUUCAGCCCUGCAGCCGGUCCUGCCGAUUGCAGCUGAGCAAAGGCAGGAGGAGCCUGAGGGUGGAGAUGCUCUUUGGGGUGCGCCAAGGGGACUCCGACAUCUUUGUGGUCAGCCAGCCCACAGAGGCCCAGAAAGGCGGCUCCAGCAUCUUUGUGAGCAGCCAGCCCACCAAGGCCAACAUCAUUGCAAGCACAGCGUGGCCCGAGACAUAUGCAGUGGCAGAGGUGAAAUUCUUCCGGCACAUCGCCAGGCAGCUGCCAUGUGAGAUCUUGCACCUGAAAUGCCUGCAGCUCUUCACCUGCAUCCUGAGGGACACAGGUUUUUCCAGCUCUACCUGGAAGACUGUGGUCAUGCAUGUGCUGACCACAGUACCGCUGUUCCGGUGGCACAGGAGCGCAUUUCCACGGCGGCUCUGGGAUGUCAUGGCAUACCUGGACCGCUGCCUGAAGCAGACACGCCUGGAGCACUUUGUGCUAGGCAGUGAGAGGCUUCCUGCAGAGAUCAGCUUGCCGCCGGCAAUGCGAGGGGUUGAGCCACCCAACCUCUUUGAGCACCUGGCCCGAGAUCCGGCCGCCCUCAGAGAGGCAAUGCAAGCUUAUGGUCGGCUGCGAUAUCGCCUCUGGGUGCUGCUCUCCAGCCUCUGAGAGGAGUUCCCUGCACUGAGCUGUGCUGGGAUGGUCACACCCAAUGGCAGCCACCUGAACUCUGCAUAACUGCUGCAUUUGUCACUGGCAAUCCUGAAGCUGCUUUCCUGCUCCUGCGUAAGGAUGAUGCUGCAGCACAUGGAUUGCUUGUGCCAACACAUCUCUGAGUGGCCUUGCCCAUCACCUUACUGUUCCAAUGGUUCUGUUGACCAAAUGUGUGAGACAGAAACUGGCUCCACGUGCACAUCCUAACAGAAGACACUGAAGUUGAGAGAGGUUUCUUGGAGCACCUCGAAGAUAGCAACCUAGCCUGUUUAUGGGCUUAAUGUGGUUAAUUAGUUGUAGCUGUAGGCUUUUGUUGUAGUCGUAACUGUAACUGUCACUGUAGCUCUUGCUGUAGUUCUUGCAGCUAUAGCUGUAGC